AUGUCUGCAAUCACCCCGAUACCAUGUGAAAACGUUGAAAUCGAAUCGAAUUCAUUAGAAACAACCGCCGCUCGUCUCGUGUGUUCAAUUAAACCCAGAUGGGCAUUGAAAAAAUUAGUUUUCAAAAAGCUAACCAACGAUUCCCAUCUUAUCUAUUACCUUAUCUUUUUGAAAGAUACCAAUGAUGAACAAAACAGCGUUAUUCUAAAACUUUAUCCAACGAAUUCGGACGUAUAUGCUGACCAAGAAGAACAAUUUCACUUGCUUAGCCAUUUAAUACAACAGAAAGUCGCAGCACAUGUUUUAUUAAGAUUCAAUAAUGGAUAUAUCUGUACUCCCAUUCCAGGAAAAGCACUGGACGUCAAAGAACAGCCUAUCGGCGAACUGGUUGCACGAAAAUUGGCCGAAUUCCAUUCGAUUCCAUCGCGCUUUCAUGGCACACGCUUGGCAGAUAAGUUGAAACAAUAUAUCGAUUUGUUUACUGAUAAGAACAAAACAUUACACGAUCGACUGGUGACAAUACAAAAUCAACGAGAAAAAUCCAUCAAUAAUACAAAGAAUCUGUUCACCUCAUUCAAAUCAGUCAUUGGAUUUCAUACAACUCCAGCAUAUCCAUUAACCUUUGCUCAGCUUCAAACACAACUGAAAGACGUCUCAUGGACCGAACUUUCCAAUGAUAUCGAUUGCAUUCAGUCGACUUUGGAGAAAAACGGUUCGUUAUUUGACAUACCGAUUGUUUUAUGUUUGAAUAAUCUUCGAUUGGGAAAUUUUCGUUAUGAUUCAACGAAUCAUUCAUUAGCAAUCAUCGAUUUCGAUCAUUGUUUGCAUGAUUAUUAUCUGUUCGAUAUCGUGUCUUUUUUUCUUGAACUAUCGACAGACGAUUAUGAGAAAAAAUACCCGGAGCGGCCGGUUCAAAAACAAUUUCUCACCGACUAUCUGAAGAACUCCAGAUUGAAUAUGUCCAAUUCGGUUUACGAUCAUCGAAAAGUGGCAGAAUAUGAGCUGGAACAUCUGUGCGACUUAUGUGGAUUAUUAAUCGCACCUGUUCAUCUCUAUUGGGCGUUAUGGGCGUUUCUUCAAGCCUUACUGACUAAACCAACAAAUACAUUUGAUUACGUUAACUAUGGGCGAAUCCGUCUAGCCCAGUAUUAUCGACACAAGAGUAAUUUUUUCCUUCCGAUGAACCAAUCACGGAAACCUCGACCGAAAUUUUAA
This is a messenger RNA of Adineta ricciae, 1215 nucleotides long. NCBI's taxonomy places the organism in Eukaryota, Metazoa, Rotifera, Eurotatoria, Adinetida, Adinetidae. The record is from the annotation of a GenBank genome assembly.